GGUUCGUCGUGAGUAAAAAGGAAAAAGAAACCAAGGACUCUCUGUACCAGCGAAGCGUGCGUGGGCCGUGGGCGCGUCCUGUUCUUCUUCCUACCUUUCCCUAACCUCUCCUCCCUCCUGCAAAUCCGAUCUCCCCGAGACCAUGCGCAACUCCGCCGCCGCCCAGCCCUCUUCUCCCGCCGCCACGUACGUCUCAGGCGCCGCCUACGUCGCGCCCGCCUCCUCCGCCGCCAUGUACGGCUCAGGCGCCUCCUACGUCGCGCCCGCCGCUUCCGCCCCCGGCGGCGGCGGGUACAUCUAUCCUGCGCCCGCCUCCUCCGGCGGCAGCGCCGGCUACUCCAAGAUCCCAACCUACCCGGCGGUCCCGUCGGCGUAUCCCAACCCCAGCCGUCUCCCGCCGCGAGUCUCCACCCACGCCCCGGUCGAGGACCCCACAGCGCUGCCCUCGCCGCUGGCCAAGGCGGGCGAGCUCGUGACGCGGCUCCGCGAGCAGGGGCAGGUGCUCAUCGCGGCGCGCCGGCCGUGGGGCGAGGUCUUCCGCGCGCCGGCCUUCUCCAAGCCGCCGUCGCUCGGGGAGGCGAUCGCCCGGAUGCGCCGCAACACCGCCUACUUCCGCGCCAACUACGCGCUGGCCGUGCUCGCCGUCGUGGCGGCCUCGCUGCUCUGGCACCCCGGCACGCUCUUCGUGCUUCUCUUCCUCUGCGCCGCCUGGUUCUUCCUCUACUUCGCGCGGCCCGCGCAGGGCGGGCAGCCGCUCAGGGUCCUGGGGAUGGAGUUCGACGACGGCUCCGUGCUCGCCGCGCUCUGCGGGGUCACCGUCAUCGCCAUGCUCUUCACCAGCGUCGGCUGGAACGUGGUGGGCUCCGUCAUGAUCGGGGGCGCGCUGGUCAGCGCCCACGCCGCGCUCAGGACCACCGACGACCUCUUCCUCACGGAGCAGGAGGCCGCUGGGGACGGCCUGUUGGCAGCUGGCAUGAGCGCCGCCGGGCCCAUCUUGCCCACCUAUGUCCGCAUUGGUUGAUUCGCUCAGCUGGGCGUGGUGUGUUCAUCAUGGUUUGCAUACAGCCUUCAUGCAGUUCAGCGAUCUUGAUGCUAUUGCUUGCAGAUAUUAGCAAUCUUCCUUGUAAUUACCAUCACGAUGUCUAAUAUUGGUUGUCGGCGUGUGAAAUGUCAAGCUUUUUUCUGUAUUUCUGGUGAAACUGGAUUCAAUUGCUGUUUCGAAUGGUGGUGUUCGAUCUUCGUUAACUACAUCUCAGAAUGACAGCUGCGAUUUUGCCUGCACAUUCUGGUUCCCGAUGCUUCAGGCUCAAUUCUCAAUGUGAUGAAGUUAGCUAAAUUUUAA
Messenger RNA from Zea mays, 1342 nucleotides. Its product is annotated as prenylated Rab receptor 2. Gene Ontology annotation, cellular component: Golgi apparatus; endoplasmic reticulum. Lineage: Eukaryota; Viridiplantae; Streptophyta; Magnoliopsida; Poales; Poaceae. Gene Ontology annotation, biological process: vesicle-mediated transport. The record is from RefSeq and is marked provisional.